UUACUGUUGUAUUGAUUACUUCUGCCACCAUAUAAACCUACACAUUAGUUCUUAUAAGUAGUUAGUUUCUGCAGCCUGAUAUUAAAAGACCACCAUUCGUUGGUGUUUGCCAGAGUUUCCUCACAGUUCUUUGUAUUGAUAGUGUAUUUAGGGCAGACCCACCCUGUUGUAGGAAUAUAAUACCGGUUACACAAUGCUGCUGUGCUCAUUAAUGUUUUUCCUCCCCCCUCACACACACACACACACACACACACUCGCAGGGUUUGGUGAUAACAUCCACUGGAGGACGCUGGAUGAUGGCAAAAAGGAAGCAGAGGCAAGCGGACUGCCAAUCAUGCUCAUCAUCCAUAAGAGCUGGUGUGGAGCCUGCAAAGCACUGAAGCCCAAAUUUGCUGAGUCAAAGGAAAUCUCUGAACUCGCACACAACUUCGUUAUGAUCAACCUGGAGGAUGAAGAGGAGCCAAAGGAUGAAACCUUCAGCCCCGAUGGCGGCUACAUUCCUCGGAUUCUUUUCCUUGAUCCCAAAGGCAGAGUCCAUCCUGAAAUCACCAACAAGAACGGAAAUCCAAACUACAAAUACUUCUACAGCAGCGCGGAACAAGUUGUGUCCGGUAUGAAGGAGGCGCAGGAGAAGCUGACGGGCGACGCCUUCAAGCAGGGUCACACCGGAGACGAGCUGUGAGGAGGCAGAAACGGGCACCAGGCUGUAAGGGCUACACUUCCUCUACCUGAGCCUGAGCUUCAGAGCGCCCUGUAACAUCCCCAAACAACCCUUUUCACUAUUUAUACUCACACUUUAGACAGUCGGGUCCAUCUCAUGGUACAAAAACAACCACUCAAAAGGUGUCUGUGCUUUUUGUCCUGUCAUUGUCUUUGUUUUAUUAUACCUGUAUUUUGUAAUCUACUGUUAAUUAAAGGCCAUGUACUGUACUUACUGUCUGUAGAGGAUAUAACUAACUCAUUCUAGCCAAGUUUACUGUUAUUAACUCUCAUUUGCUGUUCUUUGAUGGGGGAAAGUUUUCCUUGUUUGUCACUAGACAACCAUGAUGUUUCACAAUCACACUGUAGAUGAUUCAUUUUAACCAAUAGUUAUGCCCCCCGCCCUCCCCAACAGCAACGAUAGAGUACUUCAUAUUAGUCAAGAUACAUAUUUUAACACCUUCAGCGACGUGCUUCCAAAAAUCCUCUACAGUAUGUUAAUUAUAUCUGUGACGAUAUUUACCAUAAACUACAACGUGGGCUCUGUACUUCUGAUUUCUCUUAUCCACAGUCUUUAAAAUAAUAUUCAUUUAAUCCUGCCAAAUUAUGUAUGCCUAAGGGUAAUUGGUUAUAUCUACAUAAUGUUCUUUUUUCCUGUACGGAGUCUGUUGUGCUUCUUGUCAAGUGACACUACUCGGUUCUUCUUUCUUUUUUUGUUUUUACUAGCCUUGUUAAACUCUGUGAAUGAGGGAUGAAAACAUUGGUUCAGUGUCUUGAUGUAUUUUAUACAUGUACACAGCCAAGUGUGCAAAUAAAGUUUGUUGUACUGA
This is a messenger RNA of Morone saxatilis (striped sea-bass), 1529 nucleotides long. RefSeq names its product thioredoxin domain containing 12 (endoplasmic reticulum) (gene txndc12). The transcript is spliced from 6 exons. The coding region runs from base 194 to 682 and encodes 162 amino acids. The record is from RefSeq and is a predicted model, not a curated record. NCBI's taxonomy places the organism in Eukaryota, Metazoa, Chordata, Actinopteri, Moronidae. Gene Ontology annotation, cellular component: endoplasmic reticulum.